AUGAAUAUUGUAACUGCAAUGCGAACAUCUGAUCUUAAAUGGAUGGAUUCAUCAUCUACCGGUCAAAGUCAAUCCUCGACCGUACCUUCUUCUACAUCGUCGUCAACACCCUGGCCAACACCUUCUUCUACAGCGUCGUCAACACCCUGGCCAACACCAUCAAGACCUACAACAACAAGAUCAACCGUGACGUUUACAGCAUCAGGAUCUACAACAACAGGAUCAACCUUCACACCAACAUUCUACUCAUCGUCUUCAACUCCUUCCACACCAUCAUUUAAUAAAAUAAAUAUUUUAUUAGCACGAAAUGUUCAGUUACAAGCUACAUCAUCACCAGGUGAUUAUUCCGUAACAAUAACCUGUGAUGAUCCCAGUAUUCUUCCAUAUGUUCGAGCAAAUGUUACUGAAGAUUCUAUGUUGGUUGUUACAGCAACAACAGAUUGUGAUGUAACUAUUGGAGCCUAUACUUAUCAAGCUAUACAUCUCGAUAGUGUAUCACUACUGAGCAUGACAUCUUAUUUAUAUAGGGGAUAUGAAUUAAAACUGCUGAGCAUGGGUAAUUCACAGAUUCAAAUAGCUAAUAUUGGUUACGAUCUAGCAGAAUUCACGCUCGUGGGUAAUAGUACAAUGGAAAUAAGUGGCAAGAUCGGUAAACUAACUAUUAUUAGUCGUGGCAAAGGAUUCAUUGAUGCAACUCGUAUAGAAACAGCAAAUGUCAACGCUACUCUGGCAGGUGUUGGUUCACUUCGAGUAAAAUCAACGGCCAAUAUGAAUUUAAUCGUUGAUGGAACGGGUAAUCUAAUGUGGUGUUCACCGAAAGUUCAAAUGGAUGUGACAUAUGAUUAUAGAAAGAAAAACAUUGUCUACCAGUGUUAA
Molecule: messenger RNA, 876 nt
Organism: Adineta steineri
Lineage: Eukaryota; Metazoa; Rotifera; Eurotatoria; Adinetida; Adinetidae
Source: the annotation of a GenBank genome assembly